Messenger RNA from Aegilops tauschii subsp. strangulata, 962 nucleotides. RefSeq lists its product as uncharacterized. The record is from RefSeq and is a predicted model, not a curated record. Lineage: Eukaryota; Viridiplantae; Streptophyta; Magnoliopsida; Poales; Poaceae.
ACCAUACGAACCUUUGGGCCAAGAUCAGGCCCAGCCUAUCUCUUAGGUACGAGCCCAGGAAGCGACAACACAAGCAAGGAAGACAGAAAAAGAAAGAGAGAAAGAAAGAAAGAAAAAGGCAAAGCAAGAGAUGGGGUGCGGAGGCGGAGGAGAUGCUGACGAAGGCGACGAGGCGAAGGGAAAGGAGGAUGCGCUCGCAUCCAGUAGGCUCCUCGAUCCGGAAUUCAAGCCCUCCAAGCUGUCCCAAGAUCAGCUCGACAAGUUUAAGGAAUUGCACAAGAAAUGGCUACAAAUAAAGGAAAAAACAAAAUCCAAAGGAAAACCUAAAGGAAGAACUGGGGCGAAUACAAAUGUAGCCAAUGAUUCUAAAUUUAAUAAUAAGGAUAAAUCAAUUGAUAGUGCCGCAAUAGAUGUACAGCAUACAACAUCAACUACAGGAGCCCAAGCGAAUCUUGCACCGUCCCUGCCCUUGAGGAACAAAAGGAAGUUGCAUUGGGGGCUUGAUGUUAAAGAACGGUGGGAGAGGAAAGCAAACAUGUGAAUUUCUGAAGAUCAUUUAAAUUCUCAGAGCAAAGCAACCCUCCAUGUAAACGGCAAAAAAAUCUUUAUGCCUUCUUGAUGACCUAGUUGGAUGUAUUCAUCUUUCUGUCAGCAGGCAGAAUAGGUGGGCAAAAACCCACAAGACCUAGGAAGCAAAUUUCCUGGUUUGCAGUUUUCUGUCUGAUGCCUUAUGCAGGUUAUGUAGCUAGAUAUUCCUAUGUUCCUUUUGUUUUAAGUACCUGUCCAGAUCUCUUAUUGGGCACUUGAGGCCCAUGCCCCGCAGGUUAUAGAACAGCCUGCUUAGCGAGACAGGGAAGGCAUUGAAAAAUCCUGUCUCAAAUGUUGUGUACGAUUAUGACAUGCUGCCGUUGCUGCUUUUACCGCAAAUUAUAAGUUUGUCCCCUUGUGGGCCACUUGCAUGA